AUGAUGCUGACUGGGAGAAAUGAGAGUGCUGGAGCCACUUUUGUCCUCUUGGGCUUCUCAAAUUUCCCACCCUUCAAGGUUGCCCUCUUCUUGCUGUUCUUGGCCAUCUACACUGUCACUGUGGUGGGGAACCUGGGUAUGAUUGGGGUCAUAAGGGUCAAUCCUAAACUUCAGACACCCAUGUACUUUUUCCUCAGCCAUCUGUCCUUUUUGGAUUUUUGUUAUUCCAGUGUAGUCACACCCAAACUAUUAGAAAUUUUAGUUGUGGAAGACAGAACUAUCUCCUUCAAAGGAUGCAUGACGCAAUUUUUCUUUGCCGUCACAUUUGUGUUUGCGGAAAUGUUCAUGUUAGCAGCGAUGGCCUAUGACCGGUUUGUGGCUGUUUGUAACCCCCUGCUCUACACAGUCGCUAUGUCUCGUAAGCUCUGUGCUGUCCUUGUAGCUGGAACUUACACAUGGGGUGGAUUCUGUUCCUCAACACUCACAUAUUCUCUUUUGAAACUGUCCUACUGUGGAUCUACCAUAAAUCACUUUUGCUGUGAGUUUUCUGCCAUCCUCUCUGUGUCCUGCUCUGACACACACUUCAGCCAGAUGGUGGCAUUCGUCAUUUCUACAUUCAGUGAAGUUUGCAGUCUUCUGAUCAUUCUCACCUCCUAUGUCUUCAUAGUUGUCACCAUCAUCAGGAUGCCUUCCACGGGUGGACUCAGAAAAGCCUUCUCCACCUGCGCCUCCCACCUGACUGCCAUCACCAUUUUUCACGGGGACAUUCUCCUUCUCUACUGUUUGCCCAACUCUAAAAACUCAAAGCUCCUCAUUAAAGUAGCUACUGCAUUUUACUCCAUUGUGAUUCCUAUGCUAAAUCCUCUUAUCUACAGUCUUAGAAAUAAGGAUGUGAAGGAGACUGUCGGGAAGUUAAUUCACACCAAAGUGCUUUCUCACUCAGUGUAA
This is a messenger RNA of Cynocephalus volans (Philippine flying lemur), 948 nucleotides long. Its product is annotated as olfactory receptor 1165-like. Lineage: Eukaryota; Metazoa; Chordata; Mammalia; Dermoptera; Cynocephalidae. The transcript has a single exon. Bases 1 to 948 code for a protein of 315 amino acids. Gene Ontology annotation, molecular function: odorant binding; olfactory receptor activity; G protein-coupled receptor activity. The record is from RefSeq and is a predicted model, not a curated record. Gene Ontology annotation, cellular component: membrane. Gene Ontology annotation, biological process: sensory perception of smell; G protein-coupled receptor signaling pathway.